Molecule: messenger RNA, 3073 nt
Organism: Impatiens glandulifera
Lineage: Eukaryota; Viridiplantae; Streptophyta; Magnoliopsida; Ericales; Balsaminaceae
Product: protein suppressor of white apricot
Exons: 5
Coding region: 304-2766 (820 amino acids)
Biological process (GO): mRNA 5'-splice site recognition; RNA processing
Molecular function (GO): RNA binding
Source: RefSeq, a predicted model, not a curated record
AAGGAAGGGAUCUUCUCUAUCUAUCUAUCUAUCUAGCUAACCACCGAGGGUUUGGCUUGGCUUGAAGCCUUUGGAGGCCGCUGAAGAUGAUUCAAACUUCAAAGAUCUUGUGAUUUUGUGACCUUAAUUUCUUCCCUAAAAUCUCGUGUCUUAAAUAAUCGACAACAGAGAGAUCCAAAAGAUAAGUAAUUAGCGAUUGCUUUGGUCGCGGUCGUUCGAGAAAGGAGGUUGAUCGUACUCACCUUCCAGUUGCAGAACCAAUCGGUUAACUCAAUAAUUCAAGUCCAAGUUAACGUCAUAGAGAUGAUAGAUCUAGAGGUGAUCGGACGGCAUGCCUUUUUAUUCGAUGAUGACGCCAUGGCUACCUUUGUCAAUUCCGCUGAUGCUCUCGUCCAAUGGAAUUCUCUCCUCAUCGACCGAUAUGAUGUCCGCCAUCUACUCAACAGCCUGCCCCUGCGGAGGUCCCGCCAGUUGACGCGCUCUCCCACUUCCUCAUCAACCAACUCCGACCUGGACCAUGAACGCUACCAAGAUCUGCCUCCACCAUUCGCAGAACAAGAUCUGGACGAGGAAAAGUUUGUUGAUGCUGGUGGUUAUCGUGCUGUUGCCUUCUCAUAUGCUAAUCCAAAUGAUUCUACUGAUCAAAAUAAGCCUGAUGCUGGAAUAGAAAGUUCUGGCUUUGUUCCACCCUUCCCAGUUCCUGAGAACCUACUUCAGAGCUUGCCAACAACGUAUAAAGUCCAUCAGAUAAUAGCAAGAACUGCAUUGUUCGUUGCCACACAUGGUGGGCAAUCAGAAAUAAUUCUGAGAGUUAAACAAGGGGACAAUCCAACCUUCGGUUUCCUGAUGCCAGACCAUCAUCUUCAUCCUUAUUUUAGGUUCCUUGUUGAAAAUAAGUACCUUUUGCAGUCUGACGCAGAUGUAAAAUCUGUAAAGGAGAAGGGUGAUUUUGAGAACAAUCAGUCUCGUGGAGCACUGUCUUUGCUUGGCUCUGUGUAUGGUUCAGGGGAGGAUGAGGAUUUUACAGUUGGGAAGAGUGAAGAAUCUAAAGAAAAUGUGACCAAGAAAGAUUCUUGUGAUGGUAGUCCAGCCUUUCUCCAUGGAUCAGAUAAAGCAGAAUCUCCUUUAAUCGUAGAUGGAGGUGGAGAUCAGAUGGUUCUUAAACGUCCAAUUCCUUCCAAGUAUAUUCCUGUGAAGAAAAAUACUCAAAUUGGCGAAUUGAAACCUGGAACUACUCAUAGCACAAGAAAAGGUGAAAGUGGUCCUUUGGUUUCGGCCACCUCAGAGAAGUCAGGGACUUCUUCUAUUCAGAAUGUAUCUAAGAGUAAACCACCGGUAUUGGAGCCUCCAUCUGACGUAAAGAGGUCAAUCAACAAGAUAAUCGAAUUCAUUGUUAAAAAUGGAAAGCAGUAUGAAGCAGUGCUUAUUGAACAAGACAGAAAAUAUGACAGAUUCCCAUUCCUUUUACCCUCUAGUCAAUAUCAUCCUUAUUAUUCAAAAGUUCUACAGGAAGCUAAUCAAUCCAAGUUAACUGUCAAGAGUUUCCCUUCUGGAAAAAGAAGUUCUUCUGUUGAGGCCCAAGACAAGAAUGCGUACAUAGAAAAGGAAAGGAAUGGGUAUUCCUUGGGACCUUCUUCUGGUUAUGACAUUCCUUAUGAUUCUCCUGACAGGAAAGAGAAGUUUAAAAUGGUAAUUGGGAAGUCAAAGAAGGAUAACCAAGAUUCGGAGGCUGGGCAGCCACAGGUCGGUAUAGCUGUGGAUGCUGCUGCUGCUGCAGCAAUCCUUCAUGCCGCAACAAGAGGUUUGAAGUAUCCUGAUCUGGGGGGAAUUCUGACAAACGGUGAUAAAAGUGGGCGAAGUAGUGAGGGAGUAGUAUAUUCGGGGAAAGAUAUAGACUCAGCUGAGGAAAACAUGAGUAAAGAUGAGAAGAUGAAGAAGGCUGAAAGGCUAAAACGGGCAAAGAUGUUUGUUGCAAAGAUAAAAACCGAAAAUGCACCUUGUAAAACUGAUAGGACGACAAGAACAGGGCAUAUCUCAUCCGUAGAGCCUCCUCCUGGCAAAGAAAGAGGAGAAGUAAUACUAGAUGUUAAUUAUUCUUCAGAGAAAAAAAGGAAGAUGGAAAAGAGAUGGGAUGAAGAUGAAUAUGACGAUCGGAAGUCAAGGAGGAAGUACAGAUCAAGAUCUAGGAGGGUACAUGAAGAGGAGGAGGAGGAGGAAUAUGAGAAGAGGAGGGAUCAUGAUGAUCAUCAUCAUCAUCACAAGCGGCAGAAGCAGCAGCAACACAGGAGAAAGAAGAGACAUGAUGGUUCUGAUUCCUCAAAUGAUGAGGGAAGAGAUGUAAGAGGGGGGGAGAAGGAUGAUGAUGACGAUGCAAGGGACAGAGAGGGGAAUUCUUCUUCUUCUUCUUCUUCUUCUUGCUCAAAGAAGAAACACAGGUGUAGUAGGGCACACAGGCGCAGGUGGAGGGAUUCAUCAUCUGAUCAUUUGGAUGAUGGGGUAAGGAGGAAGAGGAGAAGUGGUCAUGAUAAGUUGGAAGAUAAGGUGGAGGAGGAGUUGGAGGAAGGAGAGAUUGAUGGUUCCUCCACCAAGGAAGAAGUGAUGGAUCAUGAUUUGUCAGUAGUAGUAGUGUGUGGUAAUGAUAAUAUUGAUGGAGGUCAGAAGACUCAGACAUCGUCAUCAUCGGCAGCAUCACAUGAAGCUGGUUCCCAGGUGGUUUCAGAUGAUCUCCGGGCAAAGAUCAGAGCAAUGUUGAUGGCCAACAUGUGAUUAACUAGAUAGAAGAAGAAGGACCCCCCCAAUCAAAUCAAAUCAAUGUUGUUUACACUCGCUCACUCACUCAUCUUCUUUCGAUGGGAUUAUGGUUGAUUUCCUUAAUGAGGAAUUAAAAGUUUAAAUAUAUAUGUUUGUGUUGUGUUGUUGUUAAAUACACUAAUAAUAAUAGUUAACAACAGACUUAUAAAAGAAGAAGACACCUUAGUAGUAAUAAUAGUAGUAGUAUUGUUAGUUCAUCUUGAUUGGAAUAUUAUGUUAUAUUUAAUACAAUUAAAAGUGAAACCAGUAAUUAUGUAUGCAU